Molecule: messenger RNA, 3669 nt
Organism: Parnassius apollo (apollo)
Lineage: Eukaryota; Metazoa; Arthropoda; Insecta; Lepidoptera; Papilionidae
Source: the annotation of a GenBank genome assembly
AUGGGGAAAAUACAUCAGAUACAUACGUCGAUUGCAUGUUCAUUUGGCGCACUGCUUGCGGGGUUGCUUUAUGUAUGGCCCUCAUAUACAUUAGGGCUAUUUAAAGACAGCCAUACAACGUUACUUAAGACGUCAAUGACAGAUGUAGAGAGCUCCUUACUAGGCAGCCUCCCAUCUCUUGGAGCUAUGAUCGGGACUGCUCUAACUGGUGUUGUGAUUGGGAAAUUUGGAAGACAAAAGGGUGGGAUGCUGAUAGCUCUGCCAUUCGUGGUAUCAUGGGCAAUGAUCGAUUUCUCUUCUACAUCAACGAUGAUCCUAAUAGGAAGGUUCAUUGGAGGAUUAGGUUGCGGUCAUGCCUUCGUCUACGCGCCUAUGUUUAUUUCGGAGAUCGCUGAGGAAUCUAUAAGAGGGACACUGGCAUCUGUUCCAAUGGCAUUGUAUUGUAUAGGCAUUCAAAUGUCCUACAUACUGGGUUGGUAUCUGACCUACCGAUACAUCGUGUGGGUGAACCUGGUGUGCAGCAUACUGGGAGUGGCACUUUUGAUAACUGUAACUGAAAGCCCCGUUUACCUUUUGCGGCAAAACAGAGAAAAGGAUGCUAGACUAGCUAUAGCUCAUUACAUAGGAGAGUCACCAGCAUCGAAAAUAGUUUUGGAAGAAUUGUCGCGGCUGAAACAACAGAUAACGCCUGCUGUUGAAUUAAUAGCAAUGAAUAUUGGGCCGCUGCCUGGAGGUCUCCAGGGUGCGUCUGGAGCUGGCGCUGGACGCGACAGCAUGCGGGCCGCCAGCCGAGCGCGGGGUGUUGCAAGACCACCUAGCAGCCCCCCGCAUCCAUCAUCCCCACCAGAAGGCUUGGUGUCGGCUGGGUCUUCUCGGACUCAGCAAGAGGCACCCGCCGCUGGUGGAGCACGUCGCAUGCGUUGGUCUAAAUCAAUGAAUGAAAACGCACUGCGGGCGUAUUUUAGAGCAAAAGGGGAAGAAACUGGAUGUUUGGCGUAUCGGGCUCGGAUGCAUCGCUUUUUUGCAGAGCUGGAGCCAUCUCUAUCCGUCACUGAGCAAAACCUGGCAGACCGAGUUAGGUACAUCCUGCGCUCCAACAUAUUUGGUGACGCCGAACUCGAGCGACUACGACGUGAGGCUAUUCCUUCAUCGAAUGGAAAUGCUACGGCUGGGAAUGCGGCGCCACUAGAUGCGCAACAAACUGCAUAUGUGGAUGCUGCCGUCAACAUUCCAUUUGUGGCUAAUUUAGACGAUGAUGGAAUAGUCUCCCACGAACUAGAGAAAAUGAGGAGCAUAUUGGAAGAGUCGAUGCUGGAAACGCGCAGCAUGCCUCUCGAAAAUCGACCGCGACUUCCCCGCAUACCCCUUAGCAAGCGAAAUCGGGCUGUCGUGCGGGCUCUUAACCCAAUGCUGGUGACCUAUUUGGAAGCCAGCCGGGACCUUUGCGAGACGGAUUCAAUUCUUUUUGGCGCCGCACUGGCAGUAUGCCGUAUUAUUGGCGCCAAACUUCCCGUGGCUGGACGUGCUACUCAAAAAAGUAGCGCCAUCCCAGCCUGGAGAAAAAGAAUUGAGGACCGUAUCGCAAAGGCAAGGGCCCUUAUCGGCAGACUGACAAGCUUCAGGUCGGGUAAUAAUAGACCGAGGAUUAUGCGCACCGUUAGGAUGGCGUUUGCUGGAACAAAUAUCAGUUUGUUCCAGCCGGAUAUCACUCAAAAACUAACGGAGCGCAUAGAUGAUCUGAAGCAAAAAAUCGCUGCUUGGGGGAAGCGGAUUCGACGAUUUAGCGAGAGGUCAAGGCGGUUCAACCAGAAUCGUCUCUUGCAGAGUGAUCAGAAGAGGCUCUAUAAAUCAUUGGAGCGAUGUGGAGCGGGCCCAAGACCGGAUCAGGCAGACACUGUCGCAUUUUGGCGUGGCCUGUGGUCAGAGCCCGUAAACCACAGCGAGGGCCCUUGGAUGGAAGUUGUGGCGAGCCAGAGUGCAAGUGUUACGCCUAUGGACCCCGUCACCAUAACGCCUGAAGACGUGGCUGAGACGGUCCGUAGGGCCCCGAUCUGGAAAAGUCCGGGGCUCGACGGGCUGCAUCAUUACUGGCUGAAGGGGAUGCAUCGUCUAUUUGCUGAACUGGAGCCAUCUUUAACCGUCACAGAGCAAAACCUGGCAGACCCAGUUCGGUAUAUUUUGCGCUCAAAUAUAUUUGAUGUCGCCGAACUCGAACGGCAACGACGUGAGGCUGUUCCCUCAUCGGAUGAAAAUGCUACGGCUGAGGAUGCGGCGCCACAAAUUGUAGAGCAACCCGCAAACGUGGAUGCCGCCGUGAAUACCCCAGUUGUGGUUGAUUCAAACGAUGAUGGAACAGUCGCCCAGGAACUGGAAUUAGAGCAUAUGAGGAGUACAUUGGAAGAGGCGAUUGUGGAAACGCGCAGUACGCCUCUCGAAAAUCGACCGCGACUUCCCUGCAUAGCCCUAAGCAAGCGGAAUCCGGCUGUCGUGAGGGCUCUGAACCCAAUGCUGGUGACCUAUUUGGAAGCCAGCCGGGACCUUUGCGAGACGGACUCAAUUCUUUUUGGCGCCGCGCUGGUAGUCUGCCGUAUCAUAGGCGCGAAGGUUUCCACGGCUGGACGCGCUACUGGCCAAAGUAGCGCUAUCCCAGCAUGGAGAAGAAGAAUUGAGGAACAUAUCGCAAAGGCUAGAGCUCUCAUCGGCAGACUGAUAUGCUUCAUAUCAGGCAAUAACAGGCCAAGAAUUGUGCGCACCAUCAGGAUGGCCGACACUGUAGCAUUCUGGCGCGGCCUGUGGUCAGAGCCCGUAAACCACAGCGAGGGCCCUUGGACGGAAGUUGUGGCGAGUCAGUCUGCGAGUAUAACGCCCAUGGACCCCGUCAUUAUAACAUCGGAUGACGUAGCUGAGGCGGUCCGUAGGGAAGCUGAGGGUCCUGGGGCCGAAGACAACUCUAAAAUAGAAGAAGCGGAGAAGGAAAAGCUCAAUACGGAUGAUGAUUCUCCAGAAAUGAAAACGAAAAUUUCAUCUCUCAAAUUACUAUUUUUAUCACCAUCGUCACGUCGAGGAUUCAUCGUGGUGGGUUUAUGCCUUGCUUUGCAGGUCAUGAUGGGCAUGGUACCUGUGCAAGUGUACGCGAAACAGAUUUUUACUCAAGCAGCCCCGAGUCUUUCGUCUCACUUAUGUUCCGUUAUGUUAGCUGUGGUCCUACUCGUUGGAAGUUUUUCAAGUCUUGUGAUGGCUGAUAAAUUUGGAAGAAAGUUCCUUUUGAUAACUUCAUCGAUAUUGGUAGCACUUUGCCUCAGCUCUAUGGGCAUAUUCCUGCAGACCGGUAUUGUGCCACCGUGGGUGACUGCAGUGCUCAUCCUCGUGUACUGUUUCUCCUUUAUGUUUGGAGCUGGUAGCAUACCUUACGUAUUGAUCGCUGAAUAUUUUAUGCCAGAGGUACAAAGUUUAGCGACUAUACUACUAAUGGAAUUGGUCUGGCUUUUCAACUUCUUUAUCAUUGGAGUCUUCCCUUUUAUGAUCAAAUACAUCGGUAUCCACGGCUCUUUUUACACGUUCACUUGCUGCGCAGUCAUUGAUAGUUUCAUCGGCUACUUCGUCGUACCUGAAACAAAAGGUCUCACCAAAGAUCAAAUACAAGAAAAAUUUUUAAGAAGGAAAAAAUAA